GCAGCGAAUUACGGCAUUACAAUUGAUAUUCUAAAGCGCUUGAUAGCUAACUCCCUUGAAAUAUUUGGGCAACUAAUACUAUUAAAGCAACCUAAGAUUCUACCACUUGAGAAGCCGGAUUUGGGAACGGGAAAAGACCAGCUUAUCCUGAAAGCUUUGAGGGCAUCGCUAUUAGUUACAAUUCUGCCAACUGGUAGGGGGAAGAGCCUGGUUUUCAUAGUACCAGCUAUACUAUCUGGGUCUGGAGUAACGAUUAUGGUAGUACCGUAUACCGAGUUAAAGAGGCAGUUAGUUAGUCGCUAUACUAACGCUGGCUUAGACUGCAAGUAUUAG
Hyaloscypha bicolor E is the source of this 333-nucleotide messenger RNA. RefSeq lists its product as uncharacterized. Gene Ontology annotation, molecular function: nucleic acid binding; ATP binding. The transcript has 3 exons. The annotation marks the transcript as partial. Lineage: Eukaryota; Fungi; Ascomycota; Leotiomycetes; Helotiales; Hyaloscyphaceae. The record is from RefSeq and is a predicted model, not a curated record.